Messenger RNA from Aplysia californica (California sea hare), 5652 nucleotides. RefSeq names its product neuronal acetylcholine receptor subunit beta-3. Gene Ontology annotation, cellular component: postsynaptic membrane; neuron projection; synapse. The record is from RefSeq and is a predicted model, not a curated record. Lineage: Eukaryota; Metazoa; Mollusca; Gastropoda; Aplysiida; Aplysiidae. Gene Ontology annotation, biological process: monoatomic ion transmembrane transport; nervous system process; chemical synaptic transmission. Gene Ontology annotation, molecular function: transmembrane signaling receptor activity; acetylcholine-gated monoatomic cation-selective channel activity.
CUCUUCCUCUCACGAAAGGCUGCUCGGACGGAUAUUCUUCUCCCACAGUGGCGUAUUUUGUCGAUAGAGACAUGGCGCUUAGCUCCCUUGCCUCCGCCCCUGCUCCCGUCCGCGAGUCACAGUUGCGCCCCCUUUUGUACCGCGGAGUUUUUUCUCUCUCUUCCCCUCUCUCCCCUUUUCUCCCUCUUGAAUGUGUGCGAUCGCCUCCCUUCGACUGGGAAAUUCUCUGGAAGAUCGUUUUCACUGUCAGACAACACAAACGCGUGCUUUGCUUUUUUCCCCUUUCUUUCUCUCUGCCUACUCGUACAUUUUCGGUAUUUUGGAUUUCACGAUUACUGAUUUUGAAUUACCGCUUGUGAAAUCUUGCGUCGGUUGUGAAGUUUUACGGUGCGAGGGAAAACUUGGAACAAAUUCCUUACGAAUCUAUAUUGAAGUCAGUGGCUAAUUUUCGGAAAUAAGAGUUACACUGAAAAGGCAGGAGGUAACUCUGUUGUGGUGCGCAGUGUGUGGUGUGUUCUGCGAUUAUUUUAAUUCGAAAAAAACGUACUAUUUUGGUGCCGAAGUGUUCUAAAGGAAAUAAAGACACCGAAGUUCAGUGUUGACAUCUAAGUAAACAACGCAAAACAUCCCCCAAUACAGUUUGUAUAGGCCCACAGAAACGUGUCUAUUCCUACGACUUGACGACAAAACUUGUGAUCACAUCUACACCAUGGCACUCACGUAACAGUCACACAAACACACACACACAAACACACACGCACACACACACACUCACAAACGUAUUUAUAGCUGUCCGCAUCAAUAGAGAGUAACUCGCAGAGAGCGUAGUUUGCUCACCGCCCCAUCCAACUCGCGUAAAAACAGGGCCACUACGUCACAGGCAGUUCUCAACACACCGACGAUGGGACGGUGCUACACACGACACGGUGUGCUGUCGACACAGUCAGAUGCACUGGCACAUCGUUCCUGACCCCGCUGUUGGACAACACACUCGCUCACUCAUUCACAGUUGACAGGCACACCCGAUUUCAUCACCAUGGUUGAGAUGCAUCUACCGUCCCCUGUAAGUCUCUGCUUGUUGCUUGGGACGAUUUCCUUCCUGUGGCAGAGCUCUCAAGCCAAGCCACGGCGUCGAGGAAUGUCGUAUGAAGACAUGGUGGUCAACAAGGUGGUGGAGUCCUACAAGAUGCGCACAGUCCACAGCCGUCCGGUGCUCAACUACAACGACACGCUCAGCGUGGCUUUUGCCAUACAGCUACAGCAGAUCAUGGGCUUGGACGAGCAGAACCAGGUCCUCACUCUCAACAUCUGGGAUCAGAUGGCAUGGGACGAUCAUCAGAUCAAGUGGGACGAGGAAGAAUACGGAGGAGUGAAGGACGUCAGAGUGCCGUGUCACAAAAUCUGGACGCCAGACAUCAAGCUUUACAAUUAGUUCAUCAUCGACUGUCCUGCCUUCCGUCACGUGAUCAACUACACCUGCUGCCCAGACAACACGUUCGUCAACCUUCAAUACCACCUCAUCUUCCAGCGUCGCUCAGCUCUCUACAACUACAUCCUCAUCCUGCCCUGCAUCCUCCUCACUUCCAUCACCCUCAUCCUCUUCUGGAUCCCGCCAGAGUCUCCAGCUAAGACCCAGCUAGGCACAUACUACUGCCUCAACAUGAUCCUCAUCACCCUGUCCAGUUUCCUCAACGUUCUCAUCGUAGAUUUGACCACCCACGGCCUUAGGACUGCGACCCCUCCCAGAGUCGGAAAGGAGAAUAAAUGGAAACACGACCCCACGGCUUCCAAUGAGGCAUUAGCACAACUACAACGAGAUCAAACUAUGCAGCAAGGCGGCGGGGGUCCCCUUGCGGAGAUUGAAAGCAAACUGAACGAGCUUCGAGAGUUCAUGAAGCUGCAACAGCAACGUCUCAAAGAAAGAGACCAAAAGGAGAUUGUGGCCAAGCAGUGGAAGGCUGUAGCCCUCAUCCUCGAUCGCAUCUUCUUUAUUAUCUAUCUGUGCAUCAUCACAGCUUCACUGUGUUACACUCUGCCCGUUCUCACCUCGGUCAGGUCGCAUUACAAUUCGACAUUGCUUGACAAGGCACGAGGGAUAAACACCACCGCCGCAUAGUAGCAGUUACAGAAGUUUUUGGUAGUGGCGCCGAAGUCACUAAUGUGCUUGUUGUUCUUGUGGGGUAUUUCCAUGAAAACGUGAAGAUGAUUCUGACAAAAGUGAUGUUCUCAGUGUCAGGAAGAGUGAUACUGAUGGCGUGUUGUUAUUGAUGAUGAUGAUCAUGAUGAUGAUGACGAUGAUGAUGAUGGUGAUGAUGAUGAUGAUGAUGAUGAUGAUGAUGAUGAUGAUGAUGAUGAUGAUGAUGAUGAUGAUGAUGAUGAUGAUGAUUCAAGAGAAAGCAUAGUCUGAGAUAAAUGAUUGAUUUGGGAGAGCUGUGGUUUUAAAGCACGGUAGCUUAUUAAGCAAUGCUACCAAAUCAGAUCUUCCUGAAGCAAUUCAUGUUUGAUUGUGUCAUGAGCGAAAGAAUCUGUAUACGUGUCAGAAAGAUAUCCUAUGUGAUUCACCUGCCUUGCACCAUGCUCCAAUAAAAUCAUAUGUUGCAUUCUUUACGUGAUGUCUGAAAUCAUGCACGUGAAUUUUACAAAGAUUCCUCCUCAAUAACUGAUGUUUUACAAUAUUUCCAUCUGUUUGAGCUGUUCUGGCGGCUCCAAGAGUUAUGGAUCAAGGCAGGUAUCACAAGCUGUUACUUUGGGUUGUAAUGCUAUUUAUUGAUGCUUACGGGGUAAUUAUCCUUGCUGAUUUCAGCGCGUAUUUGUGUUUUAUUAACGAGUAUUUCUAACUUUCUGUAUGCAAUGUUAUCUCAACUGGUAAUAUACUUAAAUAAGAGGAGAGAGUCUCCGGCUUUGAACCACCUAAAGGCGUUCCUGAGAAUGAGAUGUCUGAGGAGUUUUAUGGUCUCCCCCCCCCCUCCCCCGCUUAUCGACGAGAACAUUUGCCUUCGGUUAUUCAAGGGAUCAUCAUAAAACGUAACCUUUUUUAUUUUAUGACAAGUGUAGAAUCGAAAUUCUGGUUUCUGGCUGAAUGAAAGUGAGAGAAACUGCUACUAGAAGAGUGAUGAUUUCUCAUUAUCUGGUUUGAUGGAAAAUAAUUCAAUAUCCGACUAAGGGUAAAAGCUGAUUUUUGUUUUUCUUAUGUAUUCGCAUUUAUUAUGCAAAAGUGUUCUUCAAUUACAUCAUCUAGAAUUUUAGAAAGUGGAUAUUAUUCUGUGAAGUGUUGAACCCAUUAUACGUACAGACGCACUCCUCACCUUCGACUUUGUUACAUGUGUGCGGUGUGUAGUGGAUGUGGGGCGGCGCAAAGAGAUCACCUAGAGUGUGUGUACACCAUCCAACCUUUUCCAAGUUGAAUAGUCCGAUAAUAUAAUACUAUGUGUCAUGCCUUGACGUCAUUUAAUAUCAAAGCUAACAUGAGCAGUGGCUGUUGUGAUAGACUUGGAUGUCGAAUGACGUAGGCACACAUUUCUGUCUCGGAUAGUGUGGAUCGUGUGUACAUCCUUUGAAGGAUUCUGAUAGUUUUGCACGUGUUGUUUGUUUGUGUAAGUUCUAGAAGCUUUUCACCGGCUUUGCAGCCCAUCACUUUCCUUGUGUAUUUAAAGCGUGAAAUGUGUGUUCUUCAAUGCCGAACCUUGUUCGUGAAAACAUCGACAUAAAUUGCAGUCCUUUUCUUGGCCACGAUGUUACUGUGGUAAUGAUAAUUUGUUACAGUUACUGCAAGUGUCAUAAGAUAUACAUCGAUUUUUUGAGAGAGAAAAAUGUAAUAUUGUAUUGUCACACAAUAUUUUCAUGCAUCGACACCUAUUCCUACCAAAUUCACACUUAUCUUUUUUUUCUUUUCUUACCCAAUCAGCAAACUUUGGUUGUAAUCUGCAAAGGUGAAGGCUUGUCUCGCCUAUUUUAUUACUCAACUAAUAAACAAGAGACCUAUAGGGCCAAGCAUGUUGUAUAGUUGACAAAGGAGCAAAGUGUUUCAUUCAAAUAAUAUCACCUGGGAGUUUUUCUCUAUCCAACUUCAUAUGUCUUUUAUCUGUAACCUUCACCAGAGUUUCCUGCAUAGAUUGAAAACGUUUGCUUCAGCACUAAACAGGUGACCUAUAUUUUAACCAGAAUCUUUUUUGUUGUUUCUAUCGUAACAGUUGCAUCUUCGCAAUCUAAAUGAGUUUCACACGAAAUUAAAAUACUCCGUUCCCUCACAUCUAACACUCAAACUCUCUUCUUACAUUUUACAGCGAAACAUCUUGUGAAUUCCUCUUAACUCCUGUGAAUUUUUUAUUCGCAUUUCAAAGUGGUCAGCAAUUGCUUGUCUCUGGAAAUGUCAAGAUACACCUGCUGUUUGGUACCAUAGAAACACGCUGUCUUGAUUUGUGCACCUGUCGAUAAUGUUAGCUAUAUAUAGAGCGGAUUGUUGCAGAGUCAGCUGAUAUUUUCUAGCUCCCCUUUCCCAGUCUUUUGUCAACCGUCUUGUCAUUUAUUCAAUUCUGAGGGCACUGUCCACUUUUUAUUUCUGUUUCUCUAACUUUUAGUCUAUGUGACGAUGUGCUGACAGAAAGUCAAACAUACGCUGAAAAUUACAUACAGACUUAGCACAGAAACAGAUUAUUAUGCUUUAAAACGUAACGCCAUUGCUAAACACAUAUUAGACCAUUUUGACACCAUAGUAAUUUGGUAUGUCCCAUGAUGUUGGGGGAAUAGAGAGAAAAAUGUAUCUUAAAAGACCUCCCCACCCAAAAAAAAAUUACAGUUAAAAAAAAAAAAAGAAAAAAAAAGAAAAAUUCAGAAUCACUUUAGCAUUUGAACAUCGACCGUUCAUGUUUUGGCUACGCCUAUAUCGGACUGUGCCCUCGUCUCUGGCUCAUGUUUCCAGUCUGUUGGCUUUGGCCAGCAACUUAAGACUGUUACUAGUCUUCCCUUUUCAGAGUCUGUGGUGGAGCAUUUGGCGCUUCUCCACAGCAGGCAGAAGACCCGAGUUCGAUUCCCAUGCGGGUAGAAUUUUUAUCUUGCGUCUUCGUCUGUCUGCUGUACCGCUGUGAGCACGGGUUUACCCUAAGACGCAGGGUAGAGGCAGCCUGCCUUCUCAGUGAUCCAAAAAGGUGUCGAUGGAGGUAUAAAACUUUUACAAUUUCAAUUUUUGCAUUAUUUUCAACUUUCAGUCAAAUACAAAGGGUAGGAUCCAAGACUUUUUGACUGACCAUUUUACCAUGAAUAUCUGUUAACAUUCGGGGAUCGACAUGAUUAGUUCUUGUGCGUUCUUUAAAGUUUGAUAUUCCUGAAUAUGUUCUGAUUUAGCAGCUCAUAGCUAGUGAGUCAGGGAGUUCCUACCCCUUGAACCCCAAAUCAUACGCACAUAUACACACAUGCACUCAUCUUCUUCCCAAAAGAAGAUCCUUCCCACGUGGAAAACCCUUUACUUUUAACCACUCUUCUUCCUUUUCACAUGUUAUUCAUGGCAGGCAAAGCGUGCACCAUUAUAACUGCAUACAACCAAAUGGUGCAAGAUGCUUACCUUUUUUGGAAGGAAGUGAAUUUUCAUGGAAUAUUUGGAAUCCUGUAUUUUGAUUUUGAUUCAAUGAAAAUAAAACAUAAAAAAACGAAGGUCCU